UGUCAAAUCGAGCUGGUGACCACAUCGGGCUGUUCUCUGCUGCCUCAUCCCCCCUCUGCUCUUCCUCAGCUCCUCCGGCUCUUCCACACGGUCCAUCGAUAACUCACACAUUUUAAAAAACUGUCCGUAUUUCCUCUGGUGGAUAUUUCGGAGCCUCCCGCGGACAAUGGCUGAUCCUAAAUACGCGAACUUGCCAGGAAUUGCCUUUAACGAACCGGACGUGUACGAGACCGGAGACCUUCCGGAGGAUGACCAGGCCCAGUUCGAGUCGGAGGAGCUCUGCAGUGACAGCGUGGAGAGGAUUGUGGUCAACCCCAACGCAGCCUUUGACAAGUUCAAAGAUAAGCACGUCACCACGAAGGGACUUGAUUUCUCUGACAGAAUCAGUAAAAGCAGAAGAGUGGGCUAUGAAUCAGGAGAAUUUGAAAUUCUUGGAGAGGGCUGUGGAGUGAAAGAGACGCCCCAGCAGAAGUACCAGCGUCUGGUGAAUGAGAUCCAGGAACUCUCUCAGGAGGUGGAUGUCAUCCAGGCUGCCACGAAGGACAGCAGUGCAGAGGAGCGCCUGACCCCGGUGGUGCUGGCCCAGCACGCAGCCCAGCUCAAACAGCAGCUGGUCUCUGCCCAUCUCGACUCACUGCUGGGACCACAGGCACACAUCAACCUGGCUGAUCCAGAUGGAGCACUGGCAAGGCGUCUGCUCACCCAGCUGGAAGUGGCUAAGGGCAGCCGGGGCAGCGCCGCAGGAGACAACAAGCAAACGGCUGCGGCUAAGGGCCCAGAUGGAGUGGUGCUCUACGAGCUGCACAGCCGGCCGGAGCAGGAGAAAUUCAACGAGACUGCAAAGGUAGCGGAACUGGAGAAGCGUCUAGCUGAGCUGGAGAACGCUGUUGGCUCAGGAUCAGACAAGCAGGGACCUCUGAGCGCUGGGGUUCAAGGAGCCAGUUUGAUGGACACCAUAGAACUCCUGCAGGCGAGGGUCAGCGCACUCGACUCCUCUACUCUGGAUCAAGUGGAAGCAAGACUGCAGAGUGUCCUUGGGAAGAUGAAUGAGAUUGCAAAACACAAGGCAGCAAUUGAGGAUGCUGAUACACAAAACAAGGUGUCGCAGCUUUAUGACGUGGUGCAGAAGUGGGAUUCCAUGUCCACUUCUGUACCUCAGGUGGUGCAGAGGCUCGUCGCUGUCAAGGAGUUGCACGAGCAAGCCAUGCAGUUUGGCCAGCUGCUGACCCACCUGGACACCACCCAGCAGAUGAUCAACAACUCUCUGAAGGACAAUAACACUCUGCUAACACAGGUCCAGCAGACAAUGAAGGAAAACCUGGGGGCUAUAGAAGAGAACUUUUCUUCUCUAGAUGAGCGGAUGAAGAAGCUCUCUCAAUAAGCGAUGGCUGAGUUAGGGGCCGGUCCAGGAGAGAGUGUGCAGAACAUGGACAAAUAGGAGCGGGCGGGGGAGCUCCGAGAGGGGACUGGGUUUUUAACUCUGUCCUUCCUGGCCGACCCUCUCUUGAUCUCUACUCAUGCCUCUGCCUUUUUUUCACUAUGUGGAAUGUUAGACCGUCGGCAAAAAGACGGAAUAACCUCAACAAAAAAAAGACCAAAUUUUCUUGUUCACACUCCUUUCCUCUUGCUUCAAAUUCAUAUCAACCGAAAACACUUUUUUCCCUCUUGCCACUGAUUGCAGCCCCUCGCUUAUUGACUUUUAGACUGGGUUGUUUUUAUAAUUAUUAGUGUUAAACGUAAGAGAUUCCUUCAUUCCUUUGGAACGUCACACUAUUAUUAGAUUUGUACUGUAUACUGUGGUCAAAUUAAAUGACUCACGGUAUCGUUGGGUUGAUGGAUGACACACUUAACAUGUUGUCAAUUACGUCAAAUAAAUAAAGCUCUGUUGUCCUAUAGGGUUGUAGCAGGAGCACGUUGGAGCGAGCGUCGGGGCCACGGAAGGAACGCUUGUAAAUAUGCUUGUGUACUU
Messenger RNA from Limanda limanda (common dab), 1969 nucleotides. RefSeq names its product dynactin 2 (p50) (gene dctn2). Bases 167 to 1381 code for a protein of 404 amino acids. Gene Ontology annotation, biological process: mitotic spindle organization. The transcript has 14 exons. Lineage: Eukaryota; Metazoa; Chordata; Actinopteri; Pleuronectiformes; Pleuronectidae. The record is from RefSeq and is a predicted model, not a curated record. Gene Ontology annotation, cellular component: centrosome; dynactin complex; cytoplasm.